AUGGAGUUCAAGACCUUAAUUGUCUUCUCAGUCCUUCUGGUCACCACUUUUGGAGCUGUCUCCAAACAACGAUCUGAUGUACACAACAUUGAUCUUUGUGGGGGAUCACCAAGUACACUUGUGUAUCAAACGGUUAUAACUGAAGAAGGUAAAUUGCUGCAAACUGUGAGACAAACUGUGAAUUGGCCCAAUGGGGGUAUCAUAAACUCAAGCCCAAUUCAAUGCAUUUAUGUUGAAGAUUUGAUUGGUGAUGGAAAUGGUGGUUACCCAACAAUUAAAUCUGGAGGCAUUGGUAGCACCUCCGUUACCAUCGAAUUGGUUUCACAAUGGACCAAAGGAAUGAGCUUCAGUAUUACCAUCUACACAUAAGAAGUUGCUGUUAAUUAUACUUUUUGUUUGUUUGUUUGUAAAUGAAAAAUAAAUUAGACGUUAAACGAC
Molecule: messenger RNA, 438 nt
Organism: Aethina tumida (small hive beetle)
Lineage: Eukaryota; Metazoa; Arthropoda; Insecta; Coleoptera; Nitidulidae
Exons: 3
Coding region: 1-369 (122 amino acids)
Source: RefSeq, a predicted model, not a curated record